UUCAUGGUGAACAAAAAAGGUAUAUGGAACUUUAAAGAGGAUGGCAAAAGCGAGUAUCAAUAGUAAUUAGUAGAUCGAUUCAAUUGAAAGUUCUAGAUUUAACAUAUUCUAGUUAUUAUUAAACAAUUGAAUAUUAUUGAUUAAUUUAUAUCAUUAAAUAUAUUAAAAAUAUAAUAAUAUAAAUAGUAGAAAUCAUGGAUAUUAUUUUAGGUAUAAAAGUUGAAGAUGGUACUAUUAUAGCCACUUCUAAAGCUGCAACUAGAGGUAUUUCAGUAUUAAAAGAUAGUGAUGAUAAAACUAGAGCAUUAAAUGCUCGUAAUUUGAUUGCUUAUACUGGUGAAUCAGGAGAUACUGUUCAAUUUGCUGAAUUUAUUCAAGCUAAUAUUCAAUUAUAUAGUAUGAGAGAAAAUGAUAUCGAAUUAUCACCAAAAGCUACUGCAUCAUUUGUUAGAAAUCAAUUGGCAACUUCACUCAGAUCUCGUAAACCAUAUCAAGUCAAUGUUUUAAUAGCUGGUUAUGAUACUAAGACAGAUACAGCUAGUUUGAAUUGGAUAGAUUAUUUAGGUACUCAAGUUGAAUUACCUUAUGGAGCUCAUGGUUACGCAGCAUUUUAUGCUAAUUCCUUAUUGGAUAAGCAUUACAGAAAGAAUAUGAAAAUAGAAGAAGGUUUAGGUUUAUUGAAAUUAUGUUUAAAAGAAUUAGAAACAAGAAUGCCAAUAGAUUUUAAAGGUGUAUAUGUUAAAGUAGUCGAUAAAGACGGUAUAAGAUCUAUAGAGGGAUAUUAAGAGUAAGAGAGUAUAUAUUCCUAGAUUACGUUAGCAAUGUAAUAAAAUAAUUUCAUCUAUUAGCUAUUUGUUUUCUAUGAUUGGAUUUUGU
Molecule: messenger RNA, 876 nt
Organism: Scheffersomyces amazonensis
Lineage: Eukaryota; Fungi; Ascomycota; Pichiomycetes; Serinales; Debaryomycetaceae
Gene: PRE1
Product: proteasome core particle subunit beta 4
Exons: 1
Coding region: 195-785 (196 amino acids)
Biological process (GO): proteasomal protein catabolic process
Cellular component (GO): proteasome core complex, beta-subunit complex; nucleus; cytosol
Source: RefSeq, a predicted model, not a curated record